UCUUGUUACUGUAGGGCAGCCAGGUGCGGAGAGAAAAUGGAGUAGCAGGAGCAUUCCCGCCAUCUGUUUGCCCCAUUAUCGUUGCCAUUUUCUUUCAUCAAAACAAACGGCCCAGUCGAUAGUCUCUUCUCCCGCGGCAUCUUCCAUUACAUGCUCACUCUCCGCUUCACUACUGGCUCUCUCUGCCGCCAUCGUUACUCAAUCAAAUCUCUUCCUCCUCCUCCUCUUUCUCUUUCUUCAUCGUUCUUCACAUUCUCCUGUAAGCCACUAUCUCUCUUCUUAAACCCUAAUUCUGUCCAUAAUUUCACUUGCACAAUGUCAUCUGCCCCCAAGAAAAGCGCCUUCGAUGUCCUAAUGUCCAAAAGCCGCGCUCCUAAUUCGAAGAAAGAGACUACAAAUUCUCCCAAGAAACGUAAAACCCUAGACUCUACCCCUACCGGUAACAGAACCAAAAUCCUAGGUUCGGUCGAUAAUCCUCAAGUUUCAGAUGCAUCAGCCAAGACGCCUGAUGCAAUUGAAAAUUCUUCUCAGAAACCCCAAGAUUCCAGCGACACCAAAUCGAGCCAAGAAACUAACAUCAAUAGUUCAAAAUCUGUCCCCGUUAAGGAGAACAAAAAGGGGCGCGUAGAAGACAUGAUUGCGGAGCUGAAGAGCAAGAUUCCGCUGCUGAAGAAGAAGGCGGGAGACUUUGACCCCAAAUUGAUGGCCUGUUGGGAGAAGGGGGAAAAGGUUCCGUUUAUUUUUCUUUGUUUGGCGUUAGAUUUGAUCUCAAACGAGAGUGGAAGAAUUGUGAUCACGGAUAUUGUAUGCAAUACGUUGAGGACUGUUAUGGAUACCACUCCCGAGGAUUUGGUGGCCGUCUUGUAUCUUUUGGCGAAUAGGAUUGCCCCUGCACAUGAGGGAUUGGAGCUGGGGAUAGGGGAGCCAUCGCUUAUUAAGGCACUCGCAGAGUCAUAUGGAAGAACCGAAAAGCAGAUUAAAAACCAAAACAAGGAAUUGGGGGAUUUAGGCCUUGUUGCGAAAGGAAGCCGUUCAUCUCAACUUAUGAUGCGCAAGCCCAAUGCAUUAACAAUUGCCAAAGUUUUGGAUACAUUUCGGCUCAUUGCGAAGGAAUCUGGGAAAGAUAGCCAAGAGAAGAAAAAGAACCAUAUCAAGGGGCUUCUUGUUGCAGCUACUGACUGUGAACCUCAAUACUUAAUUCGCCUCCUUCAGGCAAAGUUGCGAAUCGGAUUGGCAGAGCAGACUCUGUUAGCUGCAUUAGGACAAGCUGCUGUAUAUACUGAAAAGCAUUCUAAGCCUCCUUUGGAUAUUCAGUCUCCUUUAGAAGAGGCUGUAAAGAUUGUAAAACAAGUAUAUUCUGUGCUACCCGUCUAUGAUAAGAUAGUGGAUGCUCUUCUUAAUGGCGGUGUAUGGAACCUCUCAAAAACAUGUAGCUUUAUGCCAGGUGUUCCAGUUGGACCAAUGCUGGCAAAACCAACCAAAGCAAUAUCUGAAAUCUUAAAUAAAUUCCAGGAUAUAGAAUUUACUUGUGAAUACAAGUAUGACGGAGAGCGCGCUCAGAUACAUUAUAUGGAGAACAACUCGGUUGAGAUUUACAGUCGAAAUGCGGAACGAAACACUGGGAAGUUUCCUGAUGUUGUUGCUACAAUCUCAAGGUUAAAAAAGUCCUCUGUGAAAUCAUUUAUUUUGGAUUGUGAACUAGUUGCUUAUGACAGGGAGAAACAAAAAAUUCUGCCCUUCCAGAUCCUUAGUACUCGAGCACGCAAGAAUGUGAAUUUAAGUGACAUCAAGGUUGAAGUUUGCAUAUUUGCUUUCGAUAUGUUGUAUCUCGAUGGCAAACCACUCAUUCAGGAACAACUAAAAGUUCGUAGAGAGCGACUUUAUGACUCAUUUGAGAAAGAACCUGGGUAUUUUCAGUUUGCAACUGCAACAACGUCAAAUGAUCUUGAGGAAAUACAGAAGUUUCUUGAUGCUUCUGUUGAUAAUAGUUGUGAGGGUUUGAUUAUCAAAACUCUAGAUAGAGAUGCUACAUACGAGCCUUCGAGACGGUCAAACAAUUGGCUAAAACUAAAGAAAGAUUACAUGGAGAGUAUUGGGGACUCGCUAGAUCUAGUACCUAUUGCUGCUUUUCAUGGUCGGGGAAAACGCACUGGUGUAUAUGGCGCUUUUCUUCUUGCUUGUUAUGAUGGCAACAAUGAAGAAUUCCAAAGCAUCUGUAAAAUAGGGACUGGAUUUUCUGAAGCAAUGCUUGAAAAACUUUCAGCCAGUCUUCUUUCUAAAGUGAUUCCAGGACCAAAGCCAUACUACAGGUUCGCAGAUACAAUCAAUCCAGAUGUGUGGUUUGAACCCACUGAGGUUUGGGAGGUUAAAGCUGCAGAUCUGACCAAGAGUCCUGUUCAUCGUGCUGCAAUUGGAAUAGUGGAUUCCGAUAAGGGUAUUUCUCUCCGAUUUCCACGUCUUCUUCGUGUCCGUGAAGAUAAAACUCCGGAACAAGCCUCUUCAUCUGAGCAGGUAGCUGAGAUGUAUAGUGCUCAGAAAGUCAAUCACUCAAAAAAUCAAGAAGAAGAAGAUGAUGAUUAAGGAGUGCAAUCAAUUUCAGGCUCAUCCUAGGAGGUGGUUUCUGUUGCUUGACAGGUGUGCAAGAGGCAUCAUGCACGAGAUUUAUAAGAUCGAGCGUAUCUGCUAAGAAGGCUAAUCAACGAUCAUCACUUUGGAUAUAUUAUUGUCUCUAGCAUAUCUUGUCAACUAAUUCUCAGACAUUUGUUUGUUAAUAAGGCUUUUGUGAACUGCUUGCAGUUCACAAUCACUGGUUGUAGCUCCUGUGUUGUUUUGGAUUUGUUUGUGUUUCUAAUCGCUCUGUUUUAUACUUGGGCUAGUGGAUAGAAGUUCAGGACAAAAUGGCUUUCGGUCUCUCUCGGGUCAGUCUAUUAUGGGCCUGGCCUAUGAAGGCCGGAUGAGGUCCAUUUAGGGCGGAAUAUCCGAUGCUCAAUGUGACAGUAUAGUGGAGAGAGAGAGAGAGAGUCUAGUUUGUUAUGAUAAAAGUGAUGGUAGUCAUUCGAAGAAACUCUGGAUUCAAAGAGAGAAUCAUUAGAUGAAACUGAGUCGUUGGUCAAGUUGUCUUCCCCGGAGCUACUACCGUGUUGAUCAGAUUGCGCCCGGCGAGUCGUGAGUUGGCCUAACAUUCCUAACUUGGUCCAAGGGUCACAUGACUUGCGAUUUGACGAGUUUCCUCCUUUUCUUUGGAAGGGCAGGCAGCAUGUUGUCGUAAUGCAACUUCUCUUCUCUUCUUGCUGUCUAAUAAUCGUUCCAGUUGGUUGAAUCGCUGGAAUCUUGGAUCUAUCUAUUCUUGGUCAAUAGGCAAAUAAAAAACGGAAGCUCUCUCACGACGUAUAAUUGAAAUUUUCUCCGGACUUGUACUUUGCAUUGAAUAUUCAGCUUGUAUAGGAAUAUGAGAAGUUGAAAUUUUUAA
Tripterygium wilfordii is the source of this 3469-nucleotide messenger RNA. Its product is annotated as DNA ligase 1. The record is from RefSeq and is a predicted model, not a curated record. Gene Ontology annotation, biological process: DNA recombination; DNA biosynthetic process; DNA repair. Gene Ontology annotation, cellular component: mitochondrion; nucleus. The coding region runs from base 151 to 2580 and encodes 809 amino acids. The transcript is spliced from 18 exons. NCBI's taxonomy places the organism in Eukaryota, Viridiplantae, Streptophyta, Magnoliopsida, Celastrales, Celastraceae. Gene Ontology annotation, molecular function: DNA binding; DNA ligase (ATP) activity; ATP binding.